CAGUGUUAUAUCUACAACAGUCUCCAACUUAUUGAAGGGUUCCCAUGCAUAUGACUCACUCUUUAUAACAAGCUGCAAAAUAAUCGUGUCUAAUGUGAUGGAAUUAUUUUAGAUAUGAUUCAAGAAAGGGCGCCUAUGAUUGGGACUACAACAUGAAACUGAGUGAGAGACGUCAUGGGGAGAGAAUCAACGCGAGAGAGUACAGCAAAUGGAGAGAGACGGGAGUAGCGUUUACCUGGCUCGAAACAGAAAUGUCCGAGAAGAAUUUAACGCUGACCAAUGCCAUAUUCCAGCAUCAAGACCAAAUUCUACAUCAUGGAUUCUUGGGCGACCAGGUUUCAGCGCCAUACAUCGCGUUUGGUUUAGACUGUGAGGAUAAAGAAAUGCUGAAAACGCAAAAUGGCGUUCACUUGAAACGAUCAACCGACAUUAUGUUCAGGAAUCUUUCAAGGAUGUUUUGGGAGAUUGAGCAUCAGACGCCGUACUGUCAUGCCGAUGAGAAAGAUUCGCUGAAUUUGGGAGUGAUGGUUACAGAGUUAACUGAAACUAUCCAUACAUCCACAGAAUUUGAAGAACCAUCACAAAAAAAGAAAAAGGAUGAAGAUUUUUUGAAAAAAGAACCUAAGGAACGCGACAACUACACCUCUCUUCCUUUGCCCAAUUUCAAAGUAACAUUUUUCCCGCCUUCAGCCAUAACCGACCUCCCUCACAAACAAAAGUUCAACAACUUUUUCGACUUGAUUUGGAUUUCGCAAAAUGUGUUGAAAAAAGUUUCAGCCGAUUUGUUUACAAUGGUUAAGAAUGGAGCGAAAGUUCUAGUAGAGAAUAGAAACUAUGUUGUAUCUUUGUAUAAGGAGGAAUUCGCGAAAACACCAGCUGAAAUAGACUCAGUUAUGAAGUUGUGCUCAUGCGCACUAGUAGAACCUUUCGACUUGAACAAAGAUGGUUAUGCUAAGUAUAAAUAUCAAAAUAAAAGUGAUGGUGAUAAGUGCCUGGGAAAUGCUGAAGAACUGCAUGAGAUUCCCGAUGAAAGAGAUGAUGUUUCCAAAAAUAGUAUCGAUCAGAUUGUAAAGAAUGUUGAAAAUGAAGAAAAUUGAGGAUAAUUUAAAACAUGAUUUCAUAUUUAUACAACAAUUAAUAAAAAAAUAGUUUAUAAUAGAGACUUUCUAUCUGCAAUGGGUGGUUGAAUACUGAAAGGAACUGUAUUUUCUACUUGACUAGUUGUAUUGAUAAAAUAACCCAAGGUUUCAAUCAUGUUUUGCUCUUUGCAUCAUCAUCAUCAUCAUCAUCAUCAUCAUCAUCAUCGAGCUUCAAAUAACUGAUGAUACCAUGAACACUGAAACUCAAGUUUUGUGUCAAUAAAACAACUCAAUUAGAAAAUUAGAAGUUGGAAUAGCAUAUUGUAUCAUUUAUCCAAUAUAGUGUAAUAUGAAU
Molecule: messenger RNA, 1434 nt
Organism: Nilaparvata lugens (brown planthopper)
Lineage: Eukaryota; Metazoa; Arthropoda; Insecta; Hemiptera; Delphacidae
Product: dynein assembly factor 3, axonemal-like
Exons: 2
Coding region: 153-1097 (314 amino acids)
Biological process (GO): motile cilium assembly; axonemal dynein complex assembly
Source: RefSeq, a predicted model, not a curated record